CAAGGCCUGGGCUCUCCCCCCCCCGGGCUGCCCGCGCGCGCGCCGCGGGCGGUCGGCACGGCGCGGCGCGGCCAGGCCCGCGCGCCCGCCCGGGCGGGCGUGGCGUGCCGUGCGCGAGGAUGGGGGAGGCAGGGGAGCCGGGAGAGACCUUGAGGGCUGUGCCGUACAUGCGUCCGUGACGUGUAAAUUCUGGCCUUGGAUGAUUUUCAUGAACAACGCCAUCUUGCAGCACCUCCCCAACCCGGCCACGCUGACAGCCUGGCACAUGGCCGUCAGUUCGGUGCUCGUGCGGGUAUUACCUUUCGUAACGCCUGCUAGUUUUGCGCUGUUCCGGGCGGAUGCCCCUCUGGUGGAUGCGCGUACGUUGUUGAUGAAAUUAGGUCCCAUUUCGAUGUUGUUCGCCUUGUCAUUGGCAAUGAGCAACCGUACUUAUAUGCACUGCUCCGUCGCGUUCAUUCAGAUGAUGAAGUCCUCACACUCCGUCAUCACCUACAUGAUGAGUGUUGCGUUAGCCAUGCAGUCCUUCUCGUGGUGCAGAUUUCAAGCUGUCUGCGCUGUGUGGUUUGGGGUGCUGCUUGCAGUGACAGGCGAGUUGGAAUUUAGUAUCAUUGGAUUCGCGUGCCAAUGCACGUCUUCUGUAGCGGAGUGUGGAAGGGUAGUGCUCAUAGAGAUGUUGAUAAACAGGAAGGGCAUGAGAAUGGAUCCACUCACGGCCCUCUCGUACUACGCGCCUCUGUGCUUCUUUUUGCUUGUGCCGUUCGCCGCGUCGACGGAGAUGCCCGACGACAUGUCGGCGUGGUGGCGUAGGUUUGAAGAGAACGUUGGAUUUAUAGGGAUAUGCUUAAAUGGCAUGCUUGCUUUCAGCUUGAAUAUAAGCGUCGUGCUUCUCCUUCAAAAGACUAGCGCAGUGACGUACAUCCUUUGUGGAGUGAUGAAGGAUAUUUUGAUAAUUGUUGGCUCGGUAUUCUUCAGGGGAACUACAAUAUCUCUGCAGCAGGUCAUCGGCUACACAGUGGCCGUUGCCAGUGUACAGGUCUUCAACCAGGUCGGAAAGAACCCCGACAUAUUCGAUGAGAGAGGCAUCAUCGGCGGACUGCGGUGCAUCCUUGGAUGGAAAGUUGCAGCAGCUUCUGGCGGGGCCAGCAAGCGUGACGAGUGAGGAGGCUCUGGCGACCUGUUUGAGUGGCCAGGUUGACGGUGCAGCAGCAGGUAUUGGCGAGCAGUCUCAGAGACCACCACGAGCAUGCCAUUGCGCAGUAGUUAACCAUUACUUGACGCUUGAGCAGCCCUGCGGUUGCGAUGCCUCCUCACUCGUCUCGCCAGUCUUCCUUGCCUCCUCGCGUUUUUCUGGACUCCUUGAUACCCGCUCCUGCUGAUCAUCAUAUUUGUCCUCCUGUCCUCAUACCUUUCCACCUCCAGAUAGAAUCCAUGUGAACCUCCUCCUCCCCCCUGGCCUCGCGCGUCCCGUCCUCAGACAUCCGGCACCUCGGAAAAAUCGAGGCGGCCAGUCUGUCGCCAUUGUUGGCCCCUGGUGGCUGGUUUCGGGCUUCGUGGAGUAGUCCAUAGCUCCGGCUGUCCACGCAUCGAACAAAUCGAAGAGCUGGAGUUCUUGGCCCUGAAUUUAGCCGUCCUCUCACGCGCGGGGAAGCCUGGGUUCUGGGCCAGUUCCUUCUCUCGUGUGCUCCGCUGGUUGGCCCCUUCUCUUGGUCUUCGCGCGCCUCUGACUUUUCGCUUCUCUUGGGAAGCUCGGGGACCUCCUGCUUGAAUUCAUGGUGCAGCACCGUCGUGAUGGAAAAAAAUGGUUCACGGGAAACGUACAUAUCCACGUCCACGCCCGUGCGGCCGGUUCUCCACAAUCCAUGGGAUCGCAUACCGCUCCAUGGGAUCGCGCCUCGGCGUCCAGACCGCGAGGGCUUGGAUGUGGCAAUGGUCAUCGCCC
Messenger RNA from Prorocentrum cordatum, 1939 nucleotides. NCBI's taxonomy places the organism in Eukaryota, Dinophyceae, Prorocentrales, Prorocentraceae. The record is from the annotation of a GenBank genome assembly.